Molecule: messenger RNA, 3467 nt
Organism: Photinus pyralis (common eastern firefly)
Lineage: Eukaryota; Metazoa; Arthropoda; Insecta; Coleoptera; Lampyridae
Product: DNA topoisomerase 3-alpha
Exons: 12
Coding region: 61-3267 (1068 amino acids)
Biological process (GO): DNA topological change
Cellular component (GO): nucleus; chromosome
Molecular function (GO): DNA binding; zinc ion binding; DNA topoisomerase type I (single strand cut, ATP-independent) activity
Source: RefSeq, a predicted model, not a curated record
UCUGGAAGAAGUCCAUUGUUUAUUAGAAUACUAACCUCAAAUUUCAAAAAAAAUGUUUAAAUGCAUUUAUUUUGUUACUUAAAUGUAAUUAAGACUAGUGUAAGAAUAUUAUGUACGAAUCAAGCGAAACCGAUAAUGAAAUAUUUAAAUGUAGCUGAGAAAAAUGACGCGGCGAAGAAUAUUGCCGCUCUUUUAUCAAGGGGUGCCUCCACCAGGAGGGAAGGUUUGUCGAACUACAAUAAAAUUUACGAAUUUGACACCACAAUCUUCGGACAACCGGCCCGGAUGGUUAUGACUUCGGUCUCCGGUCAUUUGCUCAACUACGAAUUUGUGACGACCUACCGAGCGUGGCAAUCGUGUCAUCCCGUAGCGUUAUUCGAUGCGCCCGUCGUGAAACAAUGCCCUGCGAAUUACGAUAAUAUUAAAAGGACCCUCGAGCGCGAGAUACGCCAAUGUCAGGGGUUAAUUAUAUGGACUGAUUGUGAUCGAGAGGGGGAGAACAUCGGGUUUGAGGUCAUUAAGGUUUGUACCGACAUUAAACCGAAUAUACCGGUCUACAGAGCUAAGUUUUCCGAAAUUACCGCCGCCUCGGUGUUUCGUGCCUUAAACACUUUGGGACAACCGAAUAAAAAUAUUAGCGACGCCGUUGAUGUUCGCCAGGAGCUUGAUUUGAGAACAGGUGCUGCGUUUACGAGGUUACAAACGCUGAGGUUUCAGAAGGUAUUUCCCGAUAAGCUGUCAGAUAAACUCAUUAGUUACGGCUCGUGUCAAUUUCCUACCUUGGGAUUUGUGGUCGAACGGUACAAUGCGAUUGAGGAAUUUGUACCGGAAGAUUUUUGGAGGAUUAAAAUGAACCACACGAUGAAAGACUUGACGGUAGAUUUUAACUGGAAGCGCGACCGUCUGUUUGACAAAAACGCCUGCGAGGCAAUUCUGGAUAUAUGCCAGGAAAAUCCUCAGGCAACCGUCGAAGAGGUGGAGAGCAAGUCGAAAAGCAAGUGGCGACCUUUGCCGCUGGACACGGUCGAAUUGGAAAAGACGGCAUCUCGCAAGCUGAGAAUAAACGCAAAGGACACGAUGAAAAUCGCCGAGAAAUUAUACACGCAAGGUCUUAUAAGUUAUCCACGUACGGAAACGAAUAUUUUCCCGAGAGAACUGAAUUUGGUGCCGUUGGUGGAACAACAGACCGUCGAUAAUCGAUGGGGGCCUUUCGCGCAGCGUGUUCUCAACGAAGGUGGGCCAAAUCCGAGACAAGGGCGUAAAUCUGAUCAGGCUCACCCUCCCAUUCACCCUACAAAGUACGCCAACAACUUGAACGGCAACGAGCAGCGAAUUUACGAGUACAUCGUAAGACACUUUCUGGCCUGCGUCAGUAAAGACGCGAUGGGACACGAAACCGUCGUACACGUCGAUAUCGCCGACGAAAAAUUUCUCGCCAAGGGUUUGUUUAUACUCGAAAGAAACUACCUGGACGUCUACACCUACGAUCGAUGGAACGCGAAGGAGAUACACGAGUACCGGGUCGGCGAAACCUUCAUGCCGUCCAACCUUUCACUGGCCGAAAGUACCACAUCGCCGCCUAAGUUGCUUACCGAAGCCGAUUUAAUUGCGCUUAUGGAAAAGUACGGUAUCGGAACCGACGCGACUCACGCUGAGCAUAUCGAAACAAUUAAAACGCGCGAGUACGUCGGAUUACACGAGAAUAUUUAUUUCGUUCCGGGCACGCUCGGAAUGGGAUUGGUUGAAGGGUACAACCGGAUUGGUCUAGAGGUAUCUUUAGCCAAACCCAAUUUGCGUGCAGAUUUUGAGAAAGAUUUAAAACUAAUCUGCGACGGUCACAAAAAUCCCGAAACGGUGCGUCGCGAGCAAAUCGAAAAAUACAGGGCGGUGUUUGGGAUUGUAACCGAAAGAAUUUUGGAAAUCGACGACAGCCUAGGAAAUCGGCUGGAGGACAGACCGCGCCCGUUGGAGAACGAGGCGAUCCCGCAAGACGAUUUCAGACCUGUCAUGAAAUGCCCCAAGUGUAACGGCGAUUUAGUUAUUCGCAAUCGCAAGACGGGCACAGGGAAGUAUUUGAGUUGUACCUCGUAUCCUCAGUGUAAAAAUGCAAUUUGGCUUCCGGUUUCGAUCGAUACGAUCGAGGUGCUCGAGGAAAGUUGUAAUAUUUGUGGACCUACGGUUAAGAAGUUAAGGGUGAAGUUUAAGCACAAUCCGUUUUUGGGCGAGCCGAACCCAAACACUAUUUGUAUUGGGGGGUGCGAUAAUAUUGUUUUGGAUACAUUGAACAUUAGCGCAUCGUCAGUAAGAGGGGCAAAUAGGACGAAUGCGCCCAGUACGAAUCGGGCACCAACUAACAACCGAAACGUUGCGCCCAAUCAGAGUACAUUAAAUAAUUGGGUAACCGGAUCAAACAGAACCAAUUCCUCCUCUCAACCAUCAACCAGCACUCGUCAAGCAACUUCCAAUGAUACGCGUGAUGAUGCUAAUGCAUCGCUUUCAUACUCAAACGCGCCCACUUUUCCCAUGCCCGCUCAAACUGCGCGCCCAACCCAAACUGUUCGCCCAUCUAAUCCGGGCACUUCAAAUUCUCGACCGCGAAGUUUCUUGGACGCCCCCACACCUCGAGGGCAACAAGGAGACGUCGCGAACGGACCAAACGCGAACGUGUGCAGUUGCAAUCAGGAAGCCACGCUGCUCACUGUACGAAAGGAAGGUCCAAACAAAGGACGACAAUUUUACGCGUGUCCGAAUAGGUCGUGCAAUUAUUUCGCUUGGGCGUCCGAAAGUGAGCCGAACGCGAUGCGGCAGAACGCAGCCCCCCACGCGAACGCGGUGCGACAAAACGGAGCACCUACCAUAGGAGGGCUAAAGUGCGAUUGUAAUUUAGAUGCUGCCGAACGGAUAGUGAGCAAAGAUGGGCCGAAUAAGGGCCGGAGAUUUUUUUGCUGUCCGAAACCGAUGGGGGAAGGUUGCAGAUUUUUCAAAUGGGCGGAUGAUGUUAAUGGUACAAACGGCAACGAUAAUGGGCACGAUCCGUACAAUGGCCCUGGAGGAGCUCCGAACACCAGCUGGAACAGUGGCGGUGGUGGUGGUGGUGGAGGUAAUUGGAGGAAAAAGAACACCAACUGGAAAAGUAAAAAGAAAACAAAAAGCACUGGUACACUUAAGCCUUAUAAUAAAAACGCUACACAACGGAAACCAAAGACAUGUGGGAUAUGUCGACAAGAAGGUCACAUUCGUACUAACUGCCCUAAUCAACGUAAUUAAUUUUUGUACAAUUUGUAAAUAUAUCUAUGAUGUUAAUCUUAUUUCUUCAAUCUGCUAAGUUCGCGUUGUUGCAGGUUAUUCUCUGCAGUAGCUUGUGUGAGCUGCAAUGUAUUAAUGUAUAUUUUAAAUCCCUAGACAACUCACUUACCAUAUUAAGAAGAAUUUGUAUCUUUAACUUAAGUAAAUUAUUUUCCUCUUCA